AUGAUGGUGAUUUUGCUAAACUGCGUUACCCUGGGGAUGUACCAGCCAUGUGAAGAUAUGGACUGCCUUUCUGACAGGUGUAAAAUCUUGCAGAUAUCUGAAACUUCCAUCUGUGGUUGGUAUGUGCUGUCCAAACUGUGUGUGAAACUGCACUAUGUCCUGACCUGAGCCAUUUGCAGCAGGAUGAUGAGGAGUCCCUCCUGGUGGACCCUGGAAGAACAGUGUGUUCCUGGCCAGGUGUUUGAUGAUUUCAUCUUCAUCUUCUUUGCCAUGGAAAUGGUCUUAAAGAUGGUGGCCCUGGGGAUCUUUGGAAAGAAGUGUUACCUUGGAGAUACCUGGAACCGCCUGGAUUUCUUCAUUGUCAUGGCUGGGGAGGGUGACAGUUCCUGA
Molecule: messenger RNA, 390 nt
Organism: Acanthisitta chloris (rifleman)
Lineage: Eukaryota; Metazoa; Chordata; Aves; Passeriformes; Acanthisittidae
Product: voltage-dependent T-type calcium channel subunit alpha-1I-like
Exons: 3
Biological process (GO): positive regulation of calcium ion-dependent exocytosis; neuronal action potential; calcium ion import
Cellular component (GO): plasma membrane; neuron projection; voltage-gated sodium channel complex
Molecular function (GO): low voltage-gated calcium channel activity; voltage-gated sodium channel activity
Source: RefSeq, a predicted model, not a curated record